Messenger RNA from Lampris incognitus (smalleye Pacific opah), 1630 nucleotides. RefSeq names its product reticulon-4-interacting protein 1 homolog, mitochondrial-like. Gene Ontology annotation, cellular component: mitochondrion. The transcript is spliced from 9 exons. The record is from RefSeq and is a predicted model, not a curated record. Bases 307 to 1623 code for a protein of 438 amino acids. Gene Ontology annotation, molecular function: oxidoreductase activity. NCBI's taxonomy places the organism in Eukaryota, Metazoa, Chordata, Actinopteri, Lampriformes, Lampridae.
CUGGCAGUGGCAGAGUGGGUUAUCUGUAAAAACAAUGGUUCCUACCUCAGUCGUAAUUUGCUUGAUGACACCCGUUUGCUGCCUAGCUGUACUGAAGAGGUUACGCUUAAUUACUGAAAGUGCAUUGUGCCAUGUUGUGCGUGCAUCCUAAAUAUAGCUAGCCGUGUACAAUAUGCAAUGUCAACCUUGAGACGCUAACGUUAGCUUCCAUAGCUUAGCAUAGCCAACUGGUGUCCAGUCUGCCUCCGCAUGUUAUUUGCUAUUAAAGAGUCACCUUGCGGACAGAGCUGACGUGUUUUUUUACGGAUGGGUUCCUUCAGGGCAAUAGCUUCGACGUCGGCAGCCUAUUUUUUCUUAGCGAAAGCAAAAGGCUCGACCAAAACGUUAGCCGAUGCAGCAUGCACGGUGUGUUGCAGAAGAACUUUCUGCAGCUCACCCUCAAGACCGCAGAACUGCAUGCCAGCUUGGGUCAUUGACCAAUACGGCACCAAUGGGGUUUUAAGGUUCACAGACGAAGUCAGUAUUCCCAUUGUCAAUUCCCCCAGUGACGUGGUGAUAAAGGUCCAUGCUACUAGUCUCAACCCUCUUGACAUAUCUAUGAGGGGAGGGUAUGGGGCUAAACUGCUGAAGUUGAGACGGGAUCCUCUGUCUGUGAUGCAGAGUGACAGUGAGUUUCCUCUGAUCCUGGGUCGGGAUGUGUCUGGUGUAGUGGUGGACUGUGGCUCUGCAGUGACCCAUUUUUAUCCCGGGGAUGAGGUGUGGGCUGCUGUUCCCCCUUGGAAGCAAGGCAGCCUGGCAGAAUUUGUGGCUCUUACAGAGUAUGAGGUCUCUCACAAACCAAAACUGGUGAGUCAUACGGAGGCGGCGUCCAUCCCUUAUGUAGCUGCCACAACCUGGUCUGCCCUCGUCAAUGCAGGUGGUCUUUGCAGAGACAACUGUUCUGAGAAAAGAGUCUUGAUUACUGGUGGAUCAGGAGGUGUCGGAACAUUCUCCAUUCAGUUACUGAAGGCCUGGGGUGCCCACGUAACCGUUACCUGCUCUCAAAAUGCAGAGGGGCUGGUUAGAGGCCUGGGGGCUGAUGAGGUUGUGGACUACACAGCAGGGGAUGUUGCUGAACAACUAGAACAACUGGAGAAGUUUGACGUGAUUCUCGACAGUGUGGGAGGGGACACGGAGCAGUGGGCACUGGGCCUGCUGAAGCCCUGGUCCGGGGCCAAGUACGUCACCCUGGUAACGCCUUUGCUCCUCAACACCGACUCCAUGGGUCUGCUGGAUGGAGCCCUACGCUCAGGGUUUACCCUGCACAACAAGCUCAUACAGAAUAUAACGUCUAAGGGAGUGUUCUACCGCUGGGGGUUUUAUGCUCCGGAUGGGCCUGCACUGGAUGAGAUCAGCAAGCUGGUGGAUGCGGGAAAGAUCCUGCCAGUGGUGGAGGCCCAGUUCCCAUUCACCCAGGUGCCUCAGGCCUUUCAGAAGAUGGAGCAAGGCCAUGCCAGGGGAAAGACGGUGGUCUUAGUCGCCGAUGAGGAAAACGGUUUUACACCGACUGGGGACCCUGUGAGUGACACUUACAUGGAGGCAACGGAGCCAGAGCAAGUCAGGGAAGCACCCAAGCCAAGCUGAAGACAGA